Molecule: messenger RNA, 1113 nt
Organism: Lachancea sp. 'fantastica'
Lineage: Eukaryota; Fungi; Ascomycota; Saccharomycetes; Saccharomycetales; Saccharomycetaceae
Source: the annotation of a GenBank genome assembly
AUGACAACAGUUCCAAGAAUUAUGAAAGCCGUGGUAUUUGAUGGCGAAAAAGCGGUUCUCAAUGAAAGCGUUCCAGUCCCUAAAGUAAAUGGCACGCAAAUAUUGGUUAAGGUGAAAGCUGUGGCUGGUAAUCCUACAGACUGGAAGCAUGUCGACUACAAAAUUGCGCCUAAGGGCUCAAUUCUAGGAUGUGAUGUGGCAGGUGUUGUGGUCGAACUUGGACCAAAGGUUGACAAGUCGCGGUUCUCAGUCGGCGACGCUGUCGCUGGAUUGGUGCACGGGGGAUCAGUGAAGUUUCCAGACAACGGUGGACAUGCCGAAUAUGCUUCAUUGGAUUCGCUGCUCUCGUACAAGUUGGAUUUGUCUGCUAGCACAAGUAACGAGAUUCCGGAAGGUCCGGUGAAGACCUAUGAAGCAGCGGCAUCAUUGCCUGUAUCGCUUCUGACCGCUGGUGCCGUUCUCACUAUGCAUCUGGGCAACAAGCUUGAAUGGGACCUCAAGACCCCUCAGCACGAUUUCCCUAUUUUGAUUUGGGGUGGUGCGACUGGUGUUGGCCAGUUGCUGGUACAAGUGGCGAAGCAAUUGCAUGGGUACUCGAAAAUUGUGGUUGUUGCAUCCAAGAAGCACACCAAGUUGUUAACGCAAUACGGUGCCGACGAAGUAUUCGACUACCACGACAAAGACGUCAUUGAACAAAUCACUAAGAAGUACGGCGGUUUCCAAGCACUUGUUGAUGGUGUUUCCACGCCUGAAACUUUCCAACAGGUUUAUAAGUGUGCUGCCGACAAGGCCACCAUCGUUCCAUUAAUGUUGUUGUCAGAGAAGGAUAUUCCUGAAUCUGAGAGAAAAGAGGGCGUUAAGAUUGAUGCCACACUAUUAUAUUUGGCGUCCGGCUACGAUGUUCCAUUCGGGACCAUUACCAUUCCUGCGAACCCUGGGUAUCGUGAAGGGGUUAUCAGAUUUAUCAAUGCCUCAGAAUCAAGAAUCAAGGACGGUAAGCUGCAUCAUAUAGCAAUCAGGGUUUACCAAGAAGGGCUAAAGUCUGUCCCACAGAUUCUAGACGACAUCAAAAAUGGUGUUAAUUCUGGUGAAAAGCUCGUGGCAUCAUUGUGA